AUGAGUUUUCUGGGUCGCUUCAUACCCACUGUCACCGCUCGUACCGUCAUCAGAUUCGCCUCUACUGGACGAUUGUACACCAAGAAGCACGAGUGGAUUCAGGUGGAGAAAGGACAUGGUUUGGUUGGAAUCACGGAUUUUGCUGCGGUGGGUAACGGUAGACCACGAUUCAGUUCUAGGACAAUGGUUUCAGGAGCAACUAGGAGAUAUUGUGUUCGUUGAGCUGCCGGAGCCAGAAAAUGCUAUCGAGAAGGGACAGUCUACGGGUGCCGUUGAAAGUGUGAAGGUACAUACAAUUCAAGAAUUUGCACCAAUCGGUCCUACUGUCUUAGGCAACCUAGGAUAUUUCUCCAAUAAUCUCUACUUGCAGGCAGCCUCGGAUAUCUACGCCCCGGUCAGUGGAACCGUCCUCGACAAGAACAGCAAACUUGAAGACGAGCCCGGACUCAUUAAUAAGAGCCCAUUCGAAAAAGGAUGGCUGUACAAGAUCCAACUUCUAAACGAAGCCGAACUGAAGGAACUUCUCACGGAAGCUCAGUACACCGAAUUUAAGGAAUCCGAGGAGGCGGCUCACUGA
Molecule: messenger RNA, 577 nt
Organism: Caenorhabditis sp. 36 PRJEB53466
Lineage: Eukaryota; Metazoa; Nematoda; Chromadorea; Rhabditida; Rhabditidae
Source: the annotation of a GenBank genome assembly